AUGGGUGAAGGUUUUCAAUCAAAGCUGAAGAUGCUGCAGGAGCAAAGAGCUCGUCCUCAUGGUUUUCCUGCUGCAGGAGGCGCCAGCGGCGCCGCCCCCGCCCCUCAGCGCAGGCGCUCAGGGCCGGAGGUUCGAGUCCCGAGGCGGAACGGCCCGGAGAUGCCGGCGGAGCCCGGGGUGCUGCGGGAGGCCGCGGAGGGAAUCCCGCAGGCGGCCGCAGACAGCGAGCCCGAGGUGUUUGAGAUUGUGUUGCCAAUCACUAUUUUGGUGCUGAGCGAUGAGGAUUUUCUCCAGGACGAUGAUAAGGAGCAGGAAGUAUCCAUUCCCGAGGUGGAGCAGGAGUUUAAAUUAAACAACAGCCUUUGCCUAAAAAAUGAAGUGGAACCUUCAAACGACAGUAUCCAUGUAGGCAAUUGGGAUGCAAACAAGACUAUUUCAAAUGAAGAUAAUUGUAUUAAGUAUUCCGAGGUUAAAUGGUUUGCUGAGAGUGUGUGUAACACAUCAAAAUUAUCUUCAAGUGAUGGGUGUGAUGCAGACACGGAUAAAUAUGGUCAAAAUUGCACGUUACCUACAUUGUCUUGCAAAACAGAGCUUCCAGAGAUAAUCAAAUGCAGUGUUGGAGAAGACUGUGGUGAUAAUGAUGGCUUUCAGAAGAUUCCUCCUCUCCUUUCCUCUGCUGACAGUGACAGAGCUGACACUUUUGAGACGUUGGUAGUGGUACCCAAACAUGAAGAAGAACCUGUCAGUAUUGCAAGUGUUCAUUUUGAUGGCAGUCCGGAGAAACAACCAGAAAUCCACAAGGAAUUUGAGAUAAUUGUUAAAGUGGAAGAUCACGAUUCCUUAAAGAAUGAAGAUAAUGAAAUUGAUUACAGGAAAAUAAGCAAAUUUGAAGAUGAAACUCCAAAUGCUCUUUCAGAAAUAGCCUUGAAAGAAGAAGAGAAAUCUACCUAUAAUUGUUCUGAUCCAUUUCUUAAUGGAUGUUCUCCUACUUUUAAGGAACAUCUAGAAGACGUAGGGAAACCUGAUAGGAAUGCUUCCACUUCUGCUGAAUCAAAUACUACUGGAGAGCAUAUUUACAAGAUGUUAACACCAUUCCCUAGGAGAAGAUACCGGCAACAAAAAGUUGUUUCUUCUCAAGCAAGCCCAAAAGAGUUCCAGAGCCAGAAAGAAGGUUUAACAUGGCUAGAGGAUAAUAUGACCAUCACACCUCUUCCUAAAACGUCUUGUUUUCCAAAGGAGAAGGAAAGAUUGAGUUUCAAAUGUAGGUUUUGUAGUUCUUUGUAUAAAUGCAGUGCACACCUGAAGAAACAUAUUUAUUCAGCUCAUAAAGAUAAGAAAACACAUAAAUGCUGCUUUUGUAAAAAAACCUUCUUCUUUUCUUUCAAUCUUAAGAAUCACCUUAAAUUUCAUAAGAAGAUUGCUAGGUUGCAAAAGGCAAGAAAAAAUAGAGUAAGUGCGAGAAAAGGGAGGCAGAAAGGAUAUGAAGGAGAAUCUGAGACCAAGAAAAAAGAAAGUAAAUACAAUAAAUUUUUCAUUAAAAUUGAAAGGGACUUUACACCUCUGGAUGUGCCAGUUAGCUUUUCCUGCAGAAUUUGUUUCUUUGCUUCAUCAAAUCCUAGGAGUUUUAUUCAUCACAUGAAGGGACACAAGGAGAGACCACCUUACCAGUGCCCUCAGUGUGAUUACUCCUGCAGCAGCUUGUCCUACCUGUUAAAUCACAUGUACUGGCAUGCUGGCUAUAAGCUCUACCAGUGCAGGUUCUGCACCUUUUUUUCACUGUAUUUUGCAAGCAUGGUGAGGCACAGCCACAUCCACACAGGGGAUAAACCAUAUUCCUGUGAGCUCUGCCAGGCAGCAUUCACCAACACCUCAGGGUUGGAGAGGCACAGGAGGAUACAUGCAGGAACAGAAACAUGCCAAGCGCAGCAACCCGGCUGCCUGAGUGGGAGGAGAAGAACUGAAAGACCUCCAAAGAAUUACACAUGUAAUGAAUGUAACCUGGAGUUCUACACUAAAGGACAUCUCAGCUUUCACAAGAAAUUUCAUGAACAGUUAAAGGCUAAUGGUUAUACGAGUCAGAGUAAUAAAUACUUUAAAAGCAAAAUAUGCAAAGCUGAUGGUGAUUCUCAGGGUGAAUCAGCUGAUUCUCAUGUUUCUCACCCUCUUUUUGGUAGAGAAAAUUAUUGUCUGGGUGAGGGAAUCUUGGGUUCAGAAGUGGCGUUUGAGCAAGCAGGGGAUGUGUGGGACAAUAAGAAAAUAUACCCUGGAAAGAAAUGCCUUGAAAACAGCCAAGGAAGUAACAGCCUGGCUGUUACUGGAAAUAGAUCAGAAGUUCCUCAGACCUCUUACCGAAUGGACACCGUCACUCACAAAGAGGAACCUUUCUUCAAAUCAGAGGCCUCUCAUUCACAAGUGCAAGAUGAUGCUUCAUUUCAUAACUUUGUGGAAAACUUGGAGCAUAUGUAUCCUUCUAAUUUAAAUACAUUACAAAUUUACAGAUGCCAGCACUGCAGUUAUGCUACUGAUGUUCCUAACAACUUCAGGCUGCACCUAAAGAUACAUACGGAUGAAAGACCAUUCAUGUGUAAAGAGUGCAAUACGUCAUUUAAAACAUCAAACCAUUUGCAGAAACACAGCCUUCUUCAUGUGAAAAAUGGACAGGAGCUUGGAAGUUGUCUCUUUGUAGAGAAGUGUUUAGAGAAUCUUGAAUUGCAUCGUGAAAUCCACGGAGGGACGUGUCCAGAAAGGGAUUUUUCCUGCCAAGGAUUAAACAGCUACUUGCUCGGUUCAGAAGUCAGUGGAGUUCUGCGAGGCGUUCAGAGGGGCACAGCAAAUGUGCAAGCACAAAGUCAGCCACGAUUAUAUCAGUGUGCAGAGUGCAACUAUGCUACUGGCAUUUUAAGCAACCUGGAACUCCACAUCAGAACUCACACAGGUGAGAAGCCCUACAGCUGCAUCGUUUGCCAGAAGGAGUUCCGUACUUCCAGUCACCUGAAAAGGCACGGACUCACACAUUUGAACGUGGAGCAUUUCAAGUGCAUGAGCUGUGACUACUCAACCAGCAAAUGGCUGUCCUUGAAGCGCCACCUGGCUUUGCACACAGGGGAGGGAAGCUCCUCUCCUGGCUGGCUCUACAAGCACAAGGAGCCACCUGUCAAGACAUACAGGUGUGAGGAGUGUGGUUAUUGCACAACCCACAACGGGAACCUGAAGUUCCACCUGAGGAUCCACACGGGGGAGAAGCCGUUCCCGUGCGGGCAGUGCUCCCUGGCUUUCCGCACCUCCAGCCACCUCAAGCGCCACUUGCUGACUCACCUCCGGCUGCACUGCAGGAAGUGCAGGUAUUCCACCAUGGAUAAACACGCUUUCCAAAAGCACAUCAGAACACACAGAAAGAAGUACAAGUGUGCAAAGUGUAAUGUGGUGCUGCCCACCAGAAAGCUGCUGGAGAAGCAUAAGCAGCAGCACAAGCUUGGAAUGUGAGGAUGAGAAUUGGAAGUUGGUGCUUGGUUUUGGACAGGUUUGCAUGUCCUGAAUUUCCUUGUGGCUUUGUGUUCCUUUGCUGUGCCUACAGCAAUGGCUGGUAAUGGAUGUAUCCAGCAUUUUGGUCGAGAGAGUGAAUCUUGGGGUACCGGUUUGCUGCAGGUGUUUCUGAGAACAUCAAUUCUAGCACAGGCUUUGCUGAAGAUCUUGGAGACACUUUUUCAUCCCUGAGUAACUUCAGCAAAGGUCAGUUAUUUUGGCCAGUGUUCAUUGCUGUUUAAACAGUUAUUCUGCACCACUUUUUUUUUUUUUGUAAUAUUUUAAUAAGAAAAAAAUAUUCUUUAACUGAAAGAAUGUCUAAAGGGAGAGAAGGAAGGGCAUGUUAUAUUUUAUAGUAAUAACUUUCAUAUAAAAAUUAUCAGUGUAUCAGGAGGCUUAAUGCUACCUCCCAUCUGCUGAAAGUUGCCUCCUUUACUCCAAGGUGCUUUUGCAGUACUUGUAAGA
Sturnus vulgaris (Common starling) is the source of this 3987-nucleotide messenger RNA. RefSeq lists its product as uncharacterized. The record is from RefSeq and is a predicted model, not a curated record. NCBI's taxonomy places the organism in Eukaryota, Metazoa, Chordata, Aves, Passeriformes, Sturnidae.